This is a messenger RNA of Rotaria sordida, 924 nucleotides long. The record is from the annotation of a GenBank genome assembly. Lineage: Eukaryota; Metazoa; Rotifera; Eurotatoria; Philodinida; Philodinidae.
AUGUUAACUGCUGAAGAACGUCGUCAACGCAUUCUGGCUAAUUCAGAAUCGCGUCUUGCUAAACUUCGGCAUAUAAAUCAACAUGAUAAUUCAUCUGAUAUACCACCAAUGGCAUCAAUAUCUUCACCAGCGCCACAUGAACUUUUAAGAAAACCAAAUGAAGAAUUUAAUUCUUCAAUUAACUCUAGUGUUAAUAAUAAUCAAUCACAACAAACAUCAUCAUCAUCAUCAUCAUUAUUUUCAACAAUUACUACAGCAACGAAUAUGUUAAAUUCUUUUACAUCAUCAUCAACAACAACAACAAAAACAGUUGAAAAUACGAAAGAAAUGAUUGUAAUUGAUAAACAACAUAUUCUUAUGUUUAUUCUUGGAAUUAUUGUUGGAAUUCUCUAUUCAUUUUAUAUAUCAAUUGAAUCAAAUUUUUUCUUUCUUGUAUUUUUUACAUGUUGUAUAUGUAUAUUAACAUCACGUUAUUAUUCGAUGCAAAUGAAACAUCGUACAAAUGUAUUAAUUACAACAGCUAUGUUAUCAGGAUUUAAACCAGAUUUUAUGAAAAAAUUAAGUCUUGUUUAUACUCUUGUAUCUGAUGCUUGGAUUAUAUUUGCAUUUUAUUUUGUUUCUUUUUGUUUAACAUAUGUCCAAGAUUUCACAGAUGAACAACGAUGGCAAGGCUCGUUAAAAACCGAACACGUUGGCGGUGAAUUUAUUCAAAGAUGGACAAAUAAUUACUGGAUAUCUAUAUUACAUCGUGUUGCAGCAGUGAAACAAUUAAGAUAUUCAGUAUUAUUCUUUAGUGGACCAGAUCAGAAUUGUGUUAUUCAAACAUUGCCAUAUAAAAAAUGUCUACAGCAACAAUCAAAAUAUGCUCGAAUUACUGCAUACGAACAUGCAGAACGAAGAACAACAGCUGCAUCACGUAACUAA